AUGGCGGAUAGAGCUGCUGCCGAAAGGGCUUGUAAGGACCCCAACCCCAUCAUCGACGGCAGGAAAGCCAACGUCAACCUGGCGUACCUGGGCGCCAAGCCGCGGAUAAUGCAGCCAGGUUUUGCCUUUGGCGUCCAGCAGCUUCAUCCAGCUCUCAUACAGAGGCCUUUUGGGAUACCUGCUCACUAUGUCUAUCCACAGGCUUUUGUGCAGCCCGGAGUGGUAAUUCCCCACGUCCAGCCCGCGGCAGCCGCUGCUUCCACAGCGCCUUUCAGAAGUUGUCUUCGUGAGAUAGUACCUUCUCACGGUCUCACUAACGGGCAUCGAACAACCCAAGGAAGAUGGCCGGCUAGUAAGAUGGCGGACAGGCACCAAAGUUAUUUUCUUCUCUGUCCUCUGGAUGAGUGGAACUAUGGAGCAAGUGAUGUGGAAACUGAAUCAUCUGAAAUUGGAUACAAGAGUUCUGUGGGAGACUAUAUGGAAAGCCUUGCUAAACUCAAGGUAGACAACAUCCUCCGCUCUCCCCUCAUCGACACAUGA
This is a messenger RNA of Opisthocomus hoazin, 540 nucleotides long. Lineage: Eukaryota; Metazoa; Chordata; Aves; Opisthocomiformes; Opisthocomidae. The record is from RefSeq and is a predicted model, not a curated record.